Zasmidium cellare ATCC 36951 is the source of this 3072-nucleotide messenger RNA. RefSeq lists its product as uncharacterized. The transcript has 3 exons. The record is from RefSeq and is a predicted model, not a curated record. Bases 1 to 3072 code for a protein of 1023 amino acids. Lineage: Eukaryota; Fungi; Ascomycota; Dothideomycetes; Mycosphaerellales; Mycosphaerellaceae.
AUGCUUUUCAAGUCGUCUCUCUGUUUGCCUGCUGCUCUGCUGGCAGCCGGUGGACUUGCUCUUAAUACUGAUGACCAGGUGAAUGCGGACAUCGACUAUGGGACGUUCGAAGACCCCUCCGCAUUUGUGCGGCCACGCUUCCGGUACUGGAUCCCGGAUGCAUCAGUGGAUCUGGACACCGUGAGAAACGACUUCAAGAUUGCUAAAGAUGUUGGUGCUGGGGGCCUUGAGCUUCUCGGAUACUAUCUGUAUGGAAACUAUCCAUCACAGGUGGCUGAAGGCGGUCCAGUGCCUGUGGACUGGGGAGUCUAUGACUGGGGCUUGGACGCCUGGAAGAACUUGACGGACGUGGCUUUGCGAGCAACUAAAGAUCUGGGGAUGAUCAUGGAUUUUGCGUUAGGGCCUAAUCAAGGAGCAGGCGUGCCUGCAGCGCCAGACGACGAGGGUGUCAUGUGGACAUUGUGGCCAUUCAACGUCUCUGUCCCCAUAGGCGGUACAUUUGACGACGUCUUGCCAGGUUGGGGAAAGGGCAGGUUCGUGUCUGCUUCUACUGGUCUUGUUACCGCUACCGAGUUUGCGAACUACUCGGCCUCGCCUGCCUGGAUAGGCCCUGUCUAUUACAACGGAUCGCGGAACACCCUGUCCGCGUCGUCUCUGGAGGAUGUCACUGGCAAGGUGGACUCACAAGGUCGUUUGAACUUAAGCUUUCCAUCGGAUGUCGAGGGUGUUGAAUAUCAGGUAUUCGCUUUCUACGAAUCCCACUCGAGCUACUUGGAACAGGCGUCCCCACUGGACCUGAACACCACGGUGCCGCAAUCUCCAGUGGAGAAUUUCGUUCAAAAUGGGUCUCGUGUGGUGGAUCACUUUUCAGCUGCAGGAGCGAAAUUGAUUACCGACUUCUGGGAUCAGUAUCUGCUCGAUGAAGAUACUCGCCAGCUCUUCAAGGACGUCGGAAACUACGCUUGGGAAGACUCGAUAGAGAUUGGCGCUGGAACACUCCUCUGGUGGACGCCUAACCUUCUUGAGACAUUCAAAGCCAGCACGGGCUACGAUUUGAACAAGUACCUUCCCCUCGUCUACUCGUACAACACAGAGGCGAAUGGGCCUCUCGCUUCCCCUGAUCGUUACUAUACCAACGAGGACGACGAAGGUCAAAGCCAUAUCAACGAUUACUGGGGAGCCUUGACUCUUCUCAACCGAGUCUACUUGGAAACGCUCACCAAUUGGUCGAUCGAUGCCCUGGAGUCACAGUUCUCUGCGCAGGUUGCGUACAAUCUACCGAUGGACAUGCUUGCGAAUGUGCCCUCCGUAAAUGGUCCUGAGUGCGAAUCCCUGGGAUUCAACCAUGUCAUUGACGCUUACCGGCAAUUCGCAGGUCCGGCAAAUUUGGCUGGCAAACGGAUCAUGUCGUCCGAGCUUGGGGCGCAAAGAGAAGAAGUGUACAAGCAGACGAUGCCUGAACUCAUCUGGGAUGUGAAGAGAAGCGUCAUCGGCUCUAUCAACCAAUUCGUCUACCACGGCUAUCCUUACACUGGCUCGUAUCCGAACACCACAUGGCCAGGGUAUUCCACAUUCACCUAUCGAUUCUCGAACAUGCAUGGGCCCCGUCAACCAACUUGGAAGUACUUCGACGACUUCAUGAACUGGACUGCUCGUGUGCAAUAUGUCGCGCAGAGUGGUGUGCCCAAGAUCGACCUAGUCUUCUGGUCGAAGAAGAAUGACUACUACGAGGUAGAUUCACAAUACCUGCCAAACGACCUCCAGGAUGCCGGUUUUUCGUACGAGUACCUCAGUCCGGACAACUUCCACCUACCGGAAGCUUAUGUAGCCAAUGGCACUUUUGCGCCAGAACGACAGGCUUUCAAAGCGUUGAUCCUUCGAGCAAAUGAUACAUUGACUGUGCCAGGGGUUCAACGCCUGGUUGAGUAUGCUCAUCAAGGCUUGCCGAUUGUCUUCUCAGGGGGCGUGCCGCAGAAUCUCACUGGCUACAACACUACCGGUACUGAGUACGUGAGAUCUACCCUUGCUACGAUGACCGGUCUGGAAAACGUUCACAUCGUUCCUUACGAUAACCUGGCGGCUUCUUUGACGGCACUGGGCAUAACGCCUCGCACCAAAGUAGCCUCUGACCGAACAUGGUAUACGUACUGGCGAGAGGACAAGAACGCAUCAACCACCUAUGUCUUCGUCUACAACGAUGCCUGGGACAGCGAAUUGGGCGAGGGUUUGUCAACAGGCUCCAUCACCUUCGAGGCUACCGGUGUUCCUUACCAGUGCGAUGCUUGGACUGGCGCUAUCGACCCCAUCGCGGCUUACCAACAAAGCCAGUCUGCGACUACGAUACCCUUGACGUUGGCGGGCAAUCAGAGCACGAUUAUUGCAUUCCGUCACAAUGAAACUCGUGAUGCGUCGAGUCACGUAAUAGCAACGCCGCCCGAAACUUUCGGAGCAUCUCUCAGUGAUAGCGGUGUGUGGAGCAUCAAAGCGGGCAACACAUCUCAGCCACUACUCCUGUCCAACGGAACCGCGCUCUCGUUGCCAAUCCCAGCACCUCCUGCCCAGCUCACGAACUGGACCUUGAUCGUCGAAGCCUGGAACCCGCCGGCCGACCUGGAGGCCGAUCAGACGAAACCCGCUCUUGCGAACUCAACAUACAACAUCACCUCCCUACAGCCUUGGAACGCCAUCUCAGACGACCUCCGGAACGUCUCCGGCCGAGGCUUCUACUCCACCUCUUUCACCUGGCCACCAGCCAACGGCAGAGCAGACGGCGCUGUCCUACACUUGGGCCCCAUCGUCAAUACCGCAAGAGCGUGGGUCAACGGCCAUCAAGUGCCGCCUUUCGAUCCUACCAAUGCCACGGCAGAUAUUGGGAGUUUCUUGGUCAAUGGCACGAACGAGGUUGAGAUUGUGGUUGCGACGACGUUGAGUAAUGUGUUGAGGACGAUUUGGAGGGAUGUUAAGUCGAGUGGGACGUUGUGGUUGGGGCCGGAGCCGAAGGAGCAGGAGUAUGGUUUGGUGUGGAAUGUUAGUGUUGUGCCGUAUAGGAGCACUGCGAUAGCUUUGGUGUAG